CAUGUUCAAAACUGGUUAAGUUCCACAGUAUGCAUGCUUCCUCUUGUUUCUCUGGCUUUCAUACACUUGAGACUUGGCCAAGAUCACCUCUCACUUCUUAUCCAACUUCUGAUCAUCAAUCAUCAUACACCAUCAUUCCACAGAAAAGACCAGCAUGGACAGUAGACCACCACUGGUUUGGCUCAUCUUUGUCCUGGUUACCAACAUGUCCUCAGGCAACAACCCAGAAUUGGUUGCCGGAAAACCCCAUCACGCUGCCUCAACCUUCCCUCACGACCAUCCUUCUCCACGGAGACUUGCUGCUGACACCCAAGGGUUCAUAAGCAUUGAUUGUGGGAUAGCUCCAGGCUCAUCUUACACAGAUGAUAGAACCCAGAUUCAUUACACUUCUGAUGCAGAAUUCACAGACACUGGAAUCAAUUAUAAUGUUUCCAGGUCUGAAAAUCCUUCAAAGCAGCUCAUGAAUGUUAGAAGCUUCCCAGAAGGAGCCAGGAAUUGUUACACCCUAGAACCAGAAAAAGGCAAGGGUAAUAAGUAUUUGAUUAGAGCUUUCUUCAUGUAUGGGAACUAUGACUCCAAGAAUCAAGUCCCGGUCUUCAAACUUUAUCUGGGUGUUGAUAAAUGGGACACUAUCAAGUUCAAAAAUUCAAACAAAAUUUUAAGGAAGGAAAUCAUACAUAUCCCCAAAACAGAUUACAUAGAUGUGUGUCUAGUUAACAAUGGUUCUGGGACACCCUUCAUAUCUGCAUUAGAGCUUAGACCGCUUGAUAAUUCCAGUUAUAAUAAAACCGAACUGGGUUCUCUGCUACUCUCUAACAGAUGGGACUUCGGUUCAGAGCAAGAAAAAUUUCAAGUCAGGUACAAAGAUGACGCUCUUGAUCGCAUUUGGAACUCCUACAAGAAUGCUUUUUGGGAAUCCAUAACCGCAGGAUUUGAAAGCUAUUCCUACAGUGACAAUCCCUUUAAACUUCCGGGAAUAGUCAUGUCUACUGCUGCAACACCUAAAAAUGAAAGCGAACCCUUGAGCUUCUUCUUGGAUAUGGAUUAUCCUUCUCAAAGAUUUUAUUUGUUCAUGCAUUUUUCUGAGGUUUUGCAACUCCAGGGCAACCAGUCCAGAGUAUUUACCAUCUGGCUGAAUGGCACCUUAUGGAACGAUCCUGUGGUUCCCAAACGCUGUAGCUCUACCAGAAUAUUUAGAACAAAUUCUGUAAGGGGAAGUAGAUUGUUAUUUUCACUUGUGAAGACGGAUGAAUCCACGCUUCCCCCCAUUAUCAAUGCCUUGGAAGUUUAUGUGAUAAAGGAAUUCUCACAAUCAACAACUGACCAAGAUGAUGUUGAGGCUAUCAAGAAGAUUAAAUCAGUGUACAUGGUGAGGAGAAACUGGCAAGGAGAUCCAUGUCUUCCAAUGGAUUACCAAUGGGAUGGCCUGAAAUGCAGCGAUAAUGGUUCCCCCACUUUAAUAUCAUUGAACCUCUCAUAUAGCAAUUUGACAGGAAAGAUACAUCCUUCAUUUUCCAAUCUCAAAUCAUUACAAACUCUGGAUUUAUCUCACAAUAACUUGACUGGAUCAGUGCCAGAGUUCUUAACUGAACUGCCAUCUCUAACAUUCCUUAAUUUAGCAGGGAACAACUUGAAAGGUUCAGUUCCUCAGGGGCUUAUGGAGAAGUAUAAGAAUGGCACAUUGUACUUGAGUCUUGGAGAAAAUCCAAAUCUUUGUGUGUCAGUCUCAUGCAAAGGAAAGCAGAACAAGAACUUCAUUGUUCCAGCUCUCGCAUCUGUUAUAUCAGUUCUGGUCCUGUUCCUUCUAAUUGCUGUUGGUAUCAUUUGGAACUUCAGAAGGAAAGAAGACAGAGCUAUGGAGAUGGUCACCAGAGAAGGAUCAUUGAAGUCAGGGAACUCAGAGUUCACUUACUCUGAGCUUGUGACUAUUACCCGCAACUUCAGUUCCACCAUUGGACAAGGAGGAUUUGGAAAUGUUCAUCUAGGCACUCUGGUAGAUGGCACUCAAGUCGCGGUCAAGCUACGCUCGCAAUCAUCAAUGCAAGGCCCCAGGGAAUUUCAAGCUGAGGCAAAACUCUUGAAGAGAGUCCAUCAUAAAAACUUGGUUCGCCUUGCUGGGUAUUGCAAUGAUGGUACAAACACGGCCCUCAUUUAUGAAUAUAUGUCUAAUGGAAACCUGAGACAGAGGUUGUCAGGGAGAGAUACAGAUGUUUUGCAUUGGAAAGAGAGGCUUCAAAUUGCAGUUGAUGUAGCACAAGGAUUGGAGUAUCUGCACAAUGGUUGCAAGCCACCAAUAAUCCACAGAGAUGUGAAGACUUCCAACAUAUUAUUAAACAAAAAACUGCAAGCUAAGAUAGCUGAUUUUGGGCUGUCCAGAGACCUUGCAAUUGAAAGUGGCUCUCAUGCAUCAACUAUUCCUGCAGGCACACCAGCAUAUCUGGAUCCUGAGUAUUACUCAUCUGGAAAUUUGAAUAAAAGGAGCGAUGUUUAUAGCUUUGGGAUUGUCUUGUUGGAGCUGAUUACUGGCCUGCCUGCAAUAAUAACCCCUGGGAACAUCCACAUAGUCCAAUGGAUUAGUCCUAUGCUUAAAAGAGGGGAUAUUCAGAACAUUGUUGAUCCAAGGCUACAAGGAGAUUUCAACACCAAUUCUGCCUGGAAAGCUCUAGAGACAGCCUUAGCAUGUGUACCAUCAACUGCAAUUCAAAGGCCAGACAUGAGCCAUGUACUGGCAGACUUAAAGGAUUGUUUGGAGAUGGUGGGUCCCAUGAGAACUCAGAGGAUAGAUAGCUACAAAAUGGGAUCAAGCAACUCCCUUAAAAGCUAUGCCGUGGAUCUUGAAGGUGAAAUGGCUCCCCAUGUUAGAUAGUUAUGGAACACCAUUAGCUUCCAGUUCAAAUUUGCAUAAAGUUGGUCCGUUGUAUUAGGCAGUUCUCUCAUCCUUGAAUUGUAUUAGUGAAAAAUGGUAAGAUGGAAUACUAUUCCAACUAAUUCUCAACUUCUCUGGCGGCGCAAACCCGCCUUCAAUUUAUUUUGAGAUAGCAACACAAGCCUAAUUUCUUGUGUCA
Molecule: messenger RNA, 3065 nt
Organism: Vitis riparia (riverbank grape)
Lineage: Eukaryota; Viridiplantae; Streptophyta; Magnoliopsida; Vitales; Vitaceae
Product: probable LRR receptor-like serine/threonine-protein kinase At1g05700
Exons: 13
Coding region: 155-2866 (903 amino acids)
Biological process (GO): protein phosphorylation
Molecular function (GO): protein binding; ATP binding; protein kinase activity
Source: RefSeq, a predicted model, not a curated record